Molecule: messenger RNA, 806 nt
Organism: Anopheles maculipalpis
Lineage: Eukaryota; Metazoa; Arthropoda; Insecta; Diptera; Culicidae
Product: neuralized-like protein 2
Exons: 2
Coding region: 11-772 (253 amino acids)
Biological process (GO): intracellular signal transduction
Molecular function (GO): ubiquitin protein ligase activity
Source: RefSeq, a predicted model, not a curated record
CGAAUGCAGCAUGACGGUGGUUUAUCCACGCAAAAUGUUGGCCCGAUUCCAUCCGUACCAUGGUCAGAACAUUAUACUGUUUAACGAGAACACGGUUGCGUAUCGGAAGGCCAGUUUCGGGAAUGCACUCACGUUCAGCGAAAAACCGUUGCAACCGGGUGAAAUCUUUCUGCUAGAGAUCGAGAAGAACGAGCGAGGAUGGAGUGGUCAUAUGCGAUUGGGUCUCACCCAGCUAGACAUUAAACCGGCUUCCGCGCUCCAGUACGCCCUACCAGAUCUAGCCAAUCUUGGACACAGUUGGGUAUUUCCCAUUACCCGCACGGUCGGCAACUCGAUGCUCAAAAGCAACAUCCUCGGCAAUGGGAUUAACGUCAAAACGUCACGCGGUGUCUUUCCGCGCAGUCUGCUCAAACCAAUCUCGCAGGAUGGUGGCGCCAGCACGGACAUACUGCCGACGGACACAAACUCUCGCAUCGGCGUAAUCUUCGUACCGAGCGAGCACGAAGCGGACAAAGCCGAGAUGCACUUUAUCAUCAACGGUGAAGACCAAGGACCGUGCACACAUGACAUCCCCUACACGAAGGGUGCGCUGCACGUGGUGAUUGAUGUGUACGGUACGACGAAGCAAGUAAAGAUCAUCCAGCUGUACGGUAUCUCCACGCUGCAGGGUGCUUGCCGUGAUGCAAUACUGGCCCGGGUAAAGAAAUCUGCCAUUCCCGAGCUGCCGUUACCGGAAAGUUUGAAAAACUAUUUGCUACAGUAUGGGCUGUAGAGUGGACUGCCAUUGGACGGGUUCAGUUCCUGUA